Filobasidium floriforme is the source of this 1303-nucleotide messenger RNA. Its product is annotated as NADP-dependent oxidoreductase domain-containing protein. The coding region runs from base 133 to 1095 and encodes 320 amino acids. Lineage: Eukaryota; Fungi; Basidiomycota; Tremellomycetes; Filobasidiales; Filobasidiaceae. The record is from RefSeq and is a predicted model, not a curated record. Gene Ontology annotation, molecular function: oxidoreductase activity. The transcript is spliced from 9 exons.
UCCCGUCUACAUCGUGUGUAUAUAUAUAUAGCUGGCAACAACUUCCAAGCUUCAGCGCCACGAGAACUAGAGUCUAACGGGCCAUAAACAUCUUGUCAGAGCCACGAACGCACCCCGACACAACUGCUCGCAAUGUCGAUCAAGACCGCCCUCAUCGGACCUAUCCGAGUACCCGCGAUCUCACUGGGAACCUGGUCAUGGGGCGACAAGACCUGGGGCUACAAACCGGAGGAUUUGCCUCAAAUCAGGGAGGCCUGGUUCGCAUGUCUAGAGGCUGGGUAUCCGUUUUUUGACACGGCCGAAGUCUACGGAAUGGGAAAGAGCGAAGAGAUCAUCGGCAUGCUACUCAAAGAGACCCCAGAGGAGGAACGCAAAAAGGUCGUCCUCGCUACCAAGUGGCUGCCCAUGCCGAACCCGAUGAACUGGUCCUUCUUCACUCCCGGGAUCGUCACCUCGCUUAGAGCGUCACUCGAACGGAUGGGAGUGGACAGCAUCGAGCUAUAUCAGAUUCACAGUAACACGUCCUAUUUUUCGUACGAUGCGCAAGCUAAGCAGUUGGCCGAGGUCGUGAAACAAGGCUUGGCCAAGCAGGUCGGAGUCAGCAACUUUAGCCAGGAUCAACUGAUCAAGAUGACGGCCGCCUGCGACGCCCACGGGAUCAAGCUCGCUAGCAAUCAGAUCGAGUUCAACCUCGCCCGAACGCUGCCCCUUAAAAACGGCUUGCUGCAGUAUAUGAAGGAAAAGGAAAUCACAUGUCUCGCCUACUCGCCCUUGGCGAUGGGCCGACUCACCGGGAAAUACUCUGCGGCGAACCCCCCACCGUCGGGAAGGAGGUUCUCCAAUAUUCCGAUGGACACGCUCGAACCGCUCUUGGAGGUCAUGCGACGGAUCGCCAAGGCUCACGAUGUUCCCGUCAGUGCCGUCGCCCUCGGGUGGGUCAUGGCCAAAGGCGCCAUCCCGCUAGGGGGGGCGAGGAACAAGUCACAGGCCGAGCAGAAUGCGAAAGCGUUGACAUUGGAGAUGACCUCUGAAGAGAUUGCCGAGCUGGACGAGAACGCGUUGGAGGGCAAGACGUCGUUGUGGCAGCAGGGUUGAGGCGAGGUCGAUGGAGGGUGAUGAUCGUUGUAACUAUAAUAGUACUAGCUACUAGUGUGCGUAAGUCCGUCUGUGUCCCAGCUCCUAUCUGUAUAUCUGAUACCGUUGAGAAUCUGCGUGUAUCUGAUCCCGAGAGCGAGACAUGAACUUGUUCCGCAUUCUAUAUUCUUGGCCCCUGCCUGCCUUGCGGAAAUUCAUACUCCUAACU